Messenger RNA from Cucurbita maxima (winter squash), 3049 nucleotides. Its product is annotated as pentatricopeptide repeat-containing protein At2g01860. Gene Ontology annotation, molecular function: protein binding. Lineage: Eukaryota; Viridiplantae; Streptophyta; Magnoliopsida; Cucurbitales; Cucurbitaceae. The coding region runs from base 466 to 1971 and encodes 501 amino acids. The record is from RefSeq and is a predicted model, not a curated record. The transcript has a single exon.
CGAUCUCUCCCCCUGCUCUCUCCGGUGAUCUUCGCCCAUUAAGCGGGAAGAGUCUCGGUAGUAGGAAGGGGAAGCAGGAAGAAUCUCGGUGGUAGUACGAAGGAGAAGUAGGAAGAAUCUCGGUGGUAGUACGAAGGAGAAGCAGGAAGAAUCUCGGUGGUAGUACGAAGGAGAAGCAGGAAGAAUCUCGGUGGUAGUACGAAGGAGAAGCAGGAAGAAUCUCGGUGGUAGUACGAAGGAGAAGCAGGAAGAAUCUCCGUAGUACAAAAUGGAAACCGGAGCAAAAAAACAAUACAUAAUUUCUGGGGUUAAAAGCAGUGGAAUACUUGAGUGAGUCCUUAGCCGUGAAUGGUGAUAGGAGAAAAUGAAAACUUUUAGGGGAUAGUUUUACAAUUACGUGCCUCCCUCCCCAUUUGAGCGCAAAUGAACUGAAUUUGCAACCUGCAAAACUUGCAGUUCAGAUUCAUGGAUUCCCUGUUCUCAACCACUGCAGUCUCUUCCAUUCUGGUGAAACGAAAUGGAGGAAUUAGCUGCCAGAUUCCGAUGGCUCAUUUCCUGACCAACUCCAAAAGACGACCACCAAAAAACCUCCUCUAUCCACGGCGGACCAAGCUUCCCCCUGAUCCCGGCGUCAAUCAAUUCUUGAAGAAACGAACCUCUGACCCUCACCCUGACACAUCCUACCCAGAUUUGAUUCCGAGUGAGAAAAUCGGAUUGCCGGAAGAAGAACUUGACGAGCUUGAAGAAACGGCUGCGGAUAACUAUUUCGCCAAUGAUGAUAACGACAGUGAUAUCGUUUGGGAUCCAGAAGAAAUUGAAGCUAUUACAUCACUCUUCCGAGGGAGAAUUCCUCAGAAACCUGGUAAAUUGAACCGGGAGAGACCUCUCCCUCUCCCACUUCCUCACAAGCUACGACCACCAGGACUUCCUAACCCUAAAAUUCGCCCAAGAACAGCGGUUUCUUCGCGUGCACUGAUGUCUAAGCAAGUCUAUAAACGCCCCGAUUUUCUUAUUGGCCUUGCAAGAGCGAUUAGAGAUCUGCAACCGGAGGAGAAUGUGUCCAAAGUUCUCAAUAGGUGGGCUCCGUUUUUGCAGAAGGGGUCGCUGUCGUUAACGAUCAAGGAGCUAGGUCAUAUGGGUCUUGCUGAUAGAGCUCUAAAGACGUUCUGUUGGGUACAAGAGCAACCUCGACUCUAUCCAGAUGAUCGUGUUUUGGCCUCUACCGUUGAGGUCCUCGCAAGGAACCAUGAACUUAAAAUACCUUUCAACCUGGAUGAGUUCACUAAACUUGCGAGUCGUGGUGUGCUCGAGGCAAUGAUGAGAGGGUUUAUCAAAGGUGGGAGGUUAAGCCUUGCUUGGAAGCUUCUUGUAGCUGCCAAGAACGGUAAGAGAAUGUUGGAUCCUAGCGUUCAUGUGAAGUUGAUAUUGGAGAUUGGUAAGAACCCUGAUAAAAACAUGCUGGUACUUGCCUUACUAGAUGAACUAGGACAAAGAGAAGCAUUGAAUUUAAGCCAGCAAGAUACUUCAGCUAUCAUUAAGGUCAGCACAAGGCUUGGUAAAUUUGAAAUAGCUGAAAAACUUUAUAGCUGGUAUGUUGAAUCUGGGCAUGAACCCAGUGUGGUUAUGUACACUGCUUUAGUUCAUAAUCGAUAUUCAGAGAGGAAGUAUAGGGAGGCAUUAUCUGUAGUGUGGGAAAUGGAGGCUGCAAAUUGUCCUUUUGAUCUUCCUGCUUAUAGUGUAGUGAUAAAGCUUUUUGUUGCUCUUGGGGAUCUUUCAAGGGCUGUUAGAUACUUUGCAAAGCUUAAGGAAGCUGGUUUUACCCCUACAUAUUGUAUAUAUAGGAACUUGAUUACCAUUUAUUUAGCUGCUGGCAGGUUAGCCAAGUGUAAGGAAAUCUACAAGGAAGCAGAGAAUGCUGGAUAUGUCAUGGACAAACAAAUUACUUCAAUGUUGUUGCAAGCAAAAAGAUGAUACAUUUCUAGUAAGAGAUUUAUUAUUUCCAAUCUUGUUUAUACUUUGUGUCAUUGGUUUGUACCAUCGAAUAAUUACUAGACUUGUUUCAGAGUAUUGCAAUUUCAUUUUCAUUGCACUAGUCUGUUAUUUGUCUCGGCGUUUUGAACCUCUCAACUUAUUAAGAACGUGUUUGUGGGUGAUUUUAAAAUGACUAAAAUCACUUUUAUCACAUUUAAAACCACUCCAAAACAUGUUUUAUAUCAUUCAUUUUAAUGUUCGAUUUUACACUUCUAAACGUGAUUCACACCCCAUCAAAAUUGAUAUUGAAUAAAUAUAAAUGCAUAUGCUUGGGGGAUUUUGGUUGUAACGAAAGGGAUUUAAGCUAUUUCAAAAUCACUCUCAAACAUGUCCUAAAUGAGCUAAUCUCUUGGUUCCUUCUCGAUCUGCCACAUUUAAAUUGAUGUUUCUGAUUGCUUCGAUGGACAAAAUGUUGCGUGAGCCAUGAGGUUGUGAGAUAAUUUGUUAGCUGGGAGCAUAAAUGUUUCUGUAUAGACAAUUUCUUGGCUGCCAUUUUCAUUUAUCCUUCCUUUUGGUUAUAUAUAUAUAAUCUCACCAAACAACCGCUUAGGCCCUAGUACACUUGGUUGCUGUGGAAUCAUGUAGGAUAUUGAAUUCUAGGUAGGUUGGUGGCAUUUCCUUUUAUUUUCCUUUUUCAUUUGGCAACAUUGCAUCAUUGUAUUUCAAUAGACAUCUAAAAGUACAAUUGAUUUUUUGCUGCAGCAUACAUAUUGUCUACAUAUCCUCUUCUGAACAAAAUACAUUAUAUACAAAUUUUGACACAUACUGAUCAGUAAGCCUAAUUCUAAUUCAGAUUCUGUUCUGCUAUCUAUACCUUCUAAUUCCACUGCUCAAUGUGGUAAGUCUAUGUCUAGAUAUGUCUCAUAAUAUUUUACCCUUUCUGUUGUAGAUAUAGUCAUCACAGUUGUGCUCCUGGUACCGUAACUUCCCUUUCUGUUGAAAAUUAAAACGAUGUGAAAAGAACUGUAUCAAAAUCCCAGCUGUAAAUAAAAUAAAAGUUGUGAGAUCCUACAUAAGU